AACGUCACUCAAAUUGCUAACGCUCUGACCGCGCCUCCUUCUUUAACCUGGUUUAGAGUAAUUGAUAUCGUUUCUUAAGCGAAGGACUUGAAUUUCAUCCGCAUGAACUCAUAGACACGGUGUCCGAGCCUCACUGAUAUGUAAAGAAUGGACACCAAAACACCUCCAGACACGAGCAGGCCCAGCUAACUCCGAUGACUUCAGUCAGUUUAGUUUUUGAGAAUGAAUGUGAAACAGAAAACGAGAAGCAUGGAAGAGGAGGAAUUAACUGGAAAUGCCAUGUGGCUUAAGAAAAUAGCUCUGCUUCUCAGGUAGAUAUUUAUAGGCCAAGACGAGAUGUUGUAGUGGAUACACGCCACCGUACUAUUUUCAUGCUUGUUUUGGUACACACUGAAACCAUUUUAAGGUAGCGAAAACAGUGUGAUUGAAAAGGAAGAGGUCUGGGUUGACUAGCAAAGUUCAACAGCAAGACUGGAGGUACGUUCAGAGUGUAGUGAUAUUAUAUAAGCCAAUCAGAACAAGGAGAGCUGUGAAACAUGGAUUGUGGUGAAAGUGCUCUUUGUGGAAGUGGAGAACUGGAGCUGGAUCCAGAUAUUGUGAGCGAGGAGGCGGGGAAACUGUAUUCGGAGCUGCAGUCGGUGGUGGAGAUUCAUGGAGCUGGUGUGGUGGAGUCCCUGCUGCCCAUCCUCGUCUGGGUUCUGGAAGGGCUGGCGAGCUGCAGGGCCCAGCUGAGAGAGAGAGAGGAGGAGGCUGAGAAAGCGAAAGGAGAGAGAGAAGAACUGCUGGAGAGGUACCACAGUGAAAAAACACUGAGGAGAGAGAGCCAAGAGCGCUAUUUGGAGUUGGAUGAUCAGUUUGAGCAAGAGAGGAGAGCAAUGCGUGCGAGAGAAAAGGAGAGAGAAAAGAGAGAAAGAGAGCUGGAGAAGAAAGCCAGGGAACAAGCUGAUCAACUGAUGGCUGUGGAGGAGCAGAAAGCAAAUCUGACGAGAGAGCUAAACUCCAUAAAACACACUCAUAACAAGUUAGUCCUGACACACCGAGAUCUGCUGGAAAAGAAAAAGGAGUGGGAAAGUGAAGCUUUCACUUUCAGGAAUCAUGCGCACGGCAAACAUUCAGAAGCUGUUUCUAUCCACGGCCAAACAGAAACCUCCAGCACCGAAGAGCGUGACGUAAAAGCUGGCGGCGCCCCUGAUUCCGUUGCAUCAGAAAUGGUUGACACCAACAGCAGCGAAGUGACUGAUGCUGAAGUGAACCAUAACAGCGAUCAGUUCUUCAUCAGUGACAUAAUAAGCUCCACCCCUGAGCUGGCUCAGUUGAAGGACUUUAUUGAAACAAGCUCCCCUCUUUGUUCAAAGACGGCUACUUCUGAAUUGAACUCCAGCUUGUUUGAUGAAAUGAAACGAGCCCAGGAGGAUAAGAGGGAGGUGGAUAAAGACGGAGAAAAAACGAAGGAGGAAAAGGAAGAGAUGGAGAAUGACUCCGAUUGCUUGGAGUGGGAUUUGAGGAAUACAGACUCUGUGUUUUCAGAGUUAUCUGAGCUCAGCAGGGAGUAUGUAGAACACGUGGACCAGGGGGCCAGCGUCAGAGAUAGCAAGGACCAGUUCGAGCAGAUUCUUUCUCAGUAUGAGGAUCUAAAACACACUCAUGAGAUGGUGGAUACUGCUCGUAAGGCCCUCAUAUCUCGUGUUGAGGAGCUGACCAGUGAGAGAUCUGCCCUGAAUAUGGAACUUGAUUCUUGCCAUGAAACCAUCAGCCGACUGGAAGGAAAAACCAAAGAGAUGGAGGACGAAAUUAAACGGUUACGAAAAGAGCUUGAGACUAUCCAGUCAGAGGACCCUGAUGCCUCGCUGCCUACCUCCCUCCGUCGCUUCUCCCGUUCUGAAAUGGCCCGGGUGGUCAUGGAGAAGAAUCAGUACAAAGAGCGACUGUUCGAACUGCAGGAAGCCGUGCGCCGCGCUCAGCUUCAGAGAGUUACAAAAGAAGAGCGCCCCCCCGUGGAAGGGAAGGGUAGUGUCUGGAGCAGGUUUAAUCGUUUUCUAGGUUUGACAAAGGGUCAGUUAGCUCCAGCCACAGCUGUUGCUUUAACCAUCUCCCCCACACCGGUUUCUGCACAAACACCAAUGGGGUCUCCAAAGCAACUCUCUACUAAAUCACCGCAAACAGAAAGUUCUCCGUCUCCCAGGUUAAGGAAAAGAGAGCUGUACAGAGAGAUCCGUUCUCACGUGUGGGGUACUCUGGGUAAAAAACAGCUCCAUGGCUGGAGCAUGCCUCUCGGCAUCACAAACAUAAAGGACUCUGAACUCCCUCCUGAGCCCAGAGACGUGCCCGUCCUCAUCCAGCUACGACUGCUGGACCAGAGAGAUGCUACAGCCAAGCUCACAUGUGCUGUCGCAGUCCCUCCAGAGAUAUCAGGAGAGCAGACGUGCUCUGUGUGGGCCGUCACUGGACCUGCUUCCAGCAGUGAUGUCACAGUGAUUGACCCGGCUCGCUCCAAUACCAUUCUGGAUCAGUUCAGCCUCCCACCCACGUCCCCUGCAUUAUGCAUCUGUGCUGUGCCCCCCACUGGAGAUACUGCAGGAACUGUGUGGAUUGGAACACAGGAUGGAGGUGUGCUGAUUCAUUCGUCCUCCAGCUCCAGACGCCGCUGUCUGCAGUCUGUCAGUCUUUCUGAGGGGGUUCACUCUCUGACGUAUUCUCAGGGUGAGGUGAUCGGUGGCUUGGCCAAUGGGACGCUUGCAUUUUUCACUCACAGUUCAGGCACAUGGAAUCUUCAGUCUCAAGAGGUCCUCUCGCUCGGCUUGCCUCCUUUGCAGCCCGUUCGCUGCUGCCUAGCAAAGGAGGGCUGUCUCUGGGUGGGCUACUGGAAUAAAGUUUACAUGAUCAUUGUGAAAGAUCGCAAAGUUGAGAAAUCGUUUACAGUGUCCGAGCGAAGUGAGCAGCAGGUGCGUUUCCUGUGCGCGGCAGGAAGUGGCGUUUGGGCUGCUUGCCGUUUGGAUCCAGUUCUCAGGCUUUUUGAUUGGACGACCGGCCGUCCUCUACAGGAAGUAGAUUUAUCGUCCGUAGUGACUAAAGCUUUAGGCUCUGCAUUCCUGUCCCUCUCUCCUCUUCAGAUCACAGCCUUGUCUGUGGUCAGUGGACGGUUGUGGGUGGGAACAGGAAGUGGGGCAAUCUUCUCAGUUCCACUGUCCCUCACUUCAGAGUCGUGCUCUAUACCGUACUGCUCUCUUGCUUCAGCUCAGCUGUGUUAUCAUGGCCACCGACAAGCAGUUAAAUUCAUCAUUUCUGCUCCAGGUUGCCGUAGUUCCUCACCAGAUGGUGCCGCUACUACCUCUCAGCUCAUCCUCAGUGGUGGGGAAGGAUACAUCAACUUCCGAAUCGGAGACGAUGGAGGUGAUGGUGCCAGUGAGUCUGUCCUACAGAGAUCGGAACGAAGUCACAUGAUUAUUUGGCAGAGCCCCUCCCCCUCUGUCCCAAGCCCUGCCCUCUGAACGCACUUCAUCUGUUCACUCAGACUUUGAGCUCUAUCAGGAUAAGAUCCAGCAUAAUACAUAGUAUAAUGCAUUACCUUUCUUAUUUUGCCCUUCUGUAGAUGCUCUCAAUGGGAAGUAAAGGGCUAAAGUCAAAGUCAAGCAUUAACAAUGGCAAAGAAAUUUAAUUUUAGACCUAUAAGUCUUCAUUCUGCACUUUCAUUUUAGUUUAUAUGAAUGUUUUUGGGGUGAACUGACUUUAAAUGACAGUAUUUUUGACAUAACUGCUCCACCUACUUCUCUCCAGUGUGCCUUUUUGUGUGUAUUUAAAGUCUGCCUUGUAUUUGAGCAGUGAUUUCUUUCUUUCUUUUUUUUUUUUUUAUUGUACACAGUCAUCCUAAAUACUGGAACAAAGACGGGUCGUGAUUGUAAUGCUAGGAAUUGAAUUAUUAUAUUUUUAUUUUAUUAUUUUAAAUCAUGAGGAGUGAUGCAACUGAUAUGCUGCUGGUCAUGAUAUGGAAUAUUUUCAAAAAUAGCUGGUCGCUUGUCGUGCUUUAGAUAAAACUGGAAACUUGGACAAAGAAAAUUCAAAUCAAAACGACAAGAAACUGCCAAGAUUGAAACACUACAUACAUUCUGUGAUUUUUGACAUCUAUAGUGCAUAUAUGUAUACUUCAAUCUGAACAAAAAAAGGUUUUUUUCUUUAAGUUUGGUGUUUAUGGUGAGGUUUUGUUUCAUUUUAUUAUUAUCGGUUUCUAAGUUAUUUGUUGUGAAAUCAAUGGAGGCGUCUGUAUGGCGAUUUUAUUUUAUUUUUUUCAGUAUUUUCUGAACGGGUUCGAAUGUGUUUUUCUCUACCUCUUUAACGAGCGCGAGAAAGUGACAAUGUUUUGUUAACUGGAAAAUAUGAAAAUGUGCAACUGUGUAAAUACAUUUUCACUCUAAUUAUAAA
Molecule: messenger RNA, 4416 nt
Organism: Puntigrus tetrazona (Sumatra barb)
Lineage: Eukaryota; Metazoa; Chordata; Actinopteri; Cypriniformes; Cyprinidae
Product: C-Jun-amino-terminal kinase-interacting protein 4
Exons: 28
Coding region: 537-3488 (983 amino acids)
Biological process (GO): vesicle-mediated transport
Cellular component (GO): cytoplasm
Molecular function (GO): JUN kinase binding; kinesin binding; MAP kinase scaffold activity
Source: RefSeq, a predicted model, not a curated record